CACGCGCAUAUGGUGACGUGAAUGCGCCCGUGGUCCAAAUACUUGAAGCAGUUGGACAGCAGAUAGAGCGAGACAGCCGGAGAAAGAAACACGGGACUGGAGGUACACUGUAUAUCGGUACAGCGGGGAAGCACGAUAAGCACGACUACGAUCCUGAGACAUCAGCGUCUGUCUUCUGUGAGCAGGUGCAGGAGAGGGCCAGGACGUAACUGCUGACGGUUUUGGUGCAGUAAGGCGCAGCGGAGGGGCGAGCAGAGAGGCGAGCGCAUGAGGAGAGGGCGUCCCGAGACCCCCGUCUCCACACACCGCGCUCGCACACACACGUUCACGGGCACACCGCGUCUAGCAACCCUCCAGCCGCCAUGAGGUCCAUCCGGUCAUUCGGUAACGAUGACCGCCACGUCAUGGCGAAGCACUCCACCAUCUACCCGUCCUCUGAGGAGCUGGAAGCAGUGCAGAGUCUCGUCUCCACAGUGGAGUGCGCCCUUAAACAAGUGUCUGAUUGGUUGGACAAAUCCGAGUCUCAAGCCAGCCAAUCAAAUUCAUCCAGCACACAGGAGGAAGAGAAAGAGAAAGAGGCCGAGACCGAGGCCAGCACAGACGAAUCGCCAGAAGACAGCACAAAUGAGGGCAGCAGCUGCAGUAAUGGUCCUACUGGCGGAGGGGUUUUAUGUGGAGUGAUGAGAAUCGGCCUGGUAGCCAAAGGACUCCUGAUUAAAGGCGACAUGGACCUGGAGCUUGUGCUCAUGUGCAAAGAGAAACCCACCGAGACACUGCUGUGUACUGUCUGUGACAACCUGCCCCAGCAGAUCGAGAAGUUGACGGAGGAGAAGUAUGAGGUACAACGCUGUGUUCCUGAGGCGGCCAUCUUGGUGUGCACCACGACAGAACCCAAGCUCACGCUGAAGGUGAUGCUCUCCUCUCCACAGUACAGAGAUGAUGCCGAGAUGGACGAACAAGAGAACGUUGAGUCGAGCGAGCCGGCGGACCUGUUGGAUAGACAGAGGUGCCUGCUGGCGUUGGCCUCUCUGCGACAUGCCAAAUGGUUCCAGGCUAGAGUUAACGGCUUAAAAUCGUGCGUGAUUGUCCUACGAAUACUGAGAGACAUGUGCAAUAGACUACCAGCGUGGGAACCUCUUAAAGGAUGGCCUUUAGAGUUAAUAUGUGAAAAGGCCAUUGCCACGUGUAACAGGCCUUUGGGUGCAGGUGAAGCUUUGCGUCGAGUCAUGGAGUGCCUUGCCUCGGGCAUACUGCUGCCAGGUGGACCAGGUCUACAUGAUCCCUGUGAGAAGGAACCAGUGAACACACUGUCUGCCAUGACGGAUGAGGAGUCAGAGGCCAUCACAUACAAUGCACAGCAAUCUUUGCGGCUCAUGGCUUUUGGGCAAAUCUAUAAAGUCUUAGAAAUGGAUCCGCUCCCCUCAAAUAAACCCUCACAGAAAUUCCUCUGGUCAGACAAAGACGGUCUAGGGUUGAAGAGACCGUAUGAAGAUGGUCUGCUAGAUGACAAAGACCUCAUCAAGAAGAUGAAACGCAACCUGAGAAAAGCAGUUCUUGACAGUAAAGCAAUAGACUCAAACCAACCCAUGAACGCUCUGAUGCGGUUGAACCAGAUCCGGCCGGGGCUGCAGUAUAAACUGCUGUCUCAGUCGGGUCCGGUUCAUGCCCCUGUCUUCACCAUGUCUGUAGACGUGGACGGCACAGUUUACGAAGCCUCCGGCUCUUCGAAGAAGACCGCCAAGUUGCACGUGGCUGUUAAGGUGCUUCAGGCGAUGGGAUAUCCCACAGGCUUUGACACUGACCUGGACUCCAUGAGUGCAGAUGAGAAGUCAGACGGGGAGGGAAAAGAAGCGACCACACAUUCAAGCAAUAACACAUCACACUCCUCAGACAGCUCCAACACACUGGAGGUGCGAACUCAGGGUCCUAUUCUGACGGCCAGCGGGAAAAACCCAGUGAUGGAGCUCAAUGAGAAACGGCGAGGCCUCAAGUACGAGCUCAUCUCCGAGAGCGGAGGAAGUCACGACAAACGCUUUGUCAUGGAGGUGGAGGUCGACGGACAGAAGUUCCGCGGCGCAGGGCCCAAUAAGAAAGUAGCCAAAGCCAGCGCCGCCCUCGCCGCUCUAGAGAAACUCUUCUCUGGACCCAAUGCUGCUGGCAACAAGAAGAAAAAAAUCAUCCCUCAGAGUAAAGGUGCAUUAGCUGCAGCUGCUGCAGUAUCUGCGGUUGCCGCUCAGGCAGCACGGGGAAGAGGACGCCCUGCCCUCACACGAGGAGCUUUUGUCAGCGCCGCAGCCCCGGGAUACGUUACGCCAGGAUUCGGAGCCCCCUACGGGUACAGCGCAGCGGCCGCCGCUCCCGCAUACGGUGGUCUUUUCAUUGACAAUCCCUUUUACCAGCCUCGGACCAUCGCUCCUUUUUUUAUUCACUUGGGUCCUCAAGAUCUCUUCUCUGACUUCUAGAACCAUCAGGUUGUGUGGCUUUAAAGUGUCGUACCACUCCAGGCUCGAACAGGCUGUCUCCACCGCACAGAAACGGCCCAAACUUCAUAUACUGUCCACCCAAACCCAUCCAUACCCUGAAUAUGGAUCCAAAAACGCAACUAUCUUACAAAAGCAAUAUUCUAUUUGACUCGCUCAUCCCGAAAACUGGCUGGGGACCUUGGUUCCUUCUUAUAUAGCAAUACACUUGAACUUCUUUGGGCUUCAAGCUUACUUGAGAUGAUGUGAAUGUUCAGUUGAGUUCAUCUUGACUUGGCAUUGCAAUAUAGUCAUUUUCAUUGUAUAUUUACCACGUGUGUAUGUGUGGCUAUAUCAUAAAUAUACACAUAUAUGCAUAUAUAUGUAUGGUCUGUGGCACUAUAAAUAUAUAUGUGUAGAUAUACCCAUGUACUUAUGUAUAUUUAUAUACAGUAUAUAUACAUAUUCGAAGUAUUCAUUAUUUUAGAUUUGGAGAAGUGAUAUGUAAACAUACUAGAAUAUAGCUUUCUUCCAGUUUUAUAUAUAUAAAUAUAUAUGCUAAGCAAUUUAAUCUUGUAAUUUAACCUUGUGAACAUGCAAUAUGAAAGCCCUUUUUAAAUCUAUCUGUAAUAGAUUAGAAAUGCUUCCUUCAUUGCACCUUGAGCAGCUUGACCAUUUUAUCUCACUAGAUCUGCGCAAGUGUGCGUGCGUAUAUGUAUGCGCAUAUGCUCAAUCGACCAAAGUCUGCCAUUCUGGUUGGGUUAAGAAAUCGUCCUCCAAACAUAUGGCCACCGAGCAGCCAUACAUUGUCAGCUAUCCUUGACAGAAAUACAAACAGGUCUUUCAAAAGCACAUCUAACUGAGGUGCAUACUCGUACACACAAUAACUAGCACGUUUGUGCGAGCAGGUCUGACGGGCAGCUAGCGUGACUGAGUCACUCACUUUUUCUCACAAAGCACAGCUAACUUUCCCUUAAUGCGGCAAGGUGGCCUUCCAUUUGGUUCUUCACGCAUUCUUGCAUGCACACUCAGGCCUGUUUCACACCGGAAGAUAAAGUUAUUUUUUGCAACAUUACAGCACUGCGUAGCAGAAAUUAAACAUUGUCGAUGUAAAACCUCAAUCCAGGCUGGGUUGCAGUGUGAAAACGAGCCUCAGUUUGGUGCAGCGGCGAGAGGUUGCUUUUUAACCUUUGCGUUUUUCUUCAGCAGGUCUGUUGUAGCGCAACUGUAGGCUAACUAAUUAAUAACAACAACAAUUACUCCCAUAUAACAACAAAAGAGCACAGUAACCAGAAAAAAUGCGACUUAAGUGUGCUACAUGAAGCUAUUUAAUGCGAUUGUGAUUGUUUUACUGUAGUCUGAAUGCUUCUCGUUACGUAAUGAAAGUCACUUUAUAUACAGUAUAACAUUUCCUUGUUAUUUCACGUGUAAGGGCAGAUAAUGAAUUUAUUUCAUUGGUAAUGUAUCGAUGUUUGUAUGUCAAAAUAGUUUUGAUAUUUGAUCAACAGAAUGUCACAAUUUCUCACUGAAUAAUAACGUAGAUAAUUUUUUUUUAUUUCACCAAAAGGAACGCAAGAUGACACAGUUUACGUAUAUAUCUAACGCAUCACCUUAUAUUAAUCUCCCCAUGUAUUAAGUAAUAUUUUAACUGUUGUGUUUGAAUGUGAAAUUGUAGCUUCUCAAAUAGGAAAAAGAUGGGAUAUAAAUCAAAUAAAUAUUACUAGUACUAGUUUAAUAGUAAUAGUACAGUACAGUAUAGUUCAGUAAAAGCAAUAAAACAAUGUAAGCUUUAAUAUCCUUGGUUUUCAUAACGUGAUUUUUCUCCUUUUUGUUUCGUUACAUUUUCUUUAAGUGGAACAUUUAACAAAAGAAAUUAGUUUUUUGUCCCUCUCAACCAGACGAGACUUCAGUCAUUUUUGAACUAGAGAUGGUAAGUCUCUUAUGGGUAAGUUUUGUGUGGAAAUGCAAAAGUAAAUAUUGCAAUAGAUAAAGUAUUCUUAAGACAGCCCUUUUCUUUGAGCUUUACAAAUGAUCGUCAAACACACAAGCCCCUUUCCACGAUCUUACGUCACACCAGCAUUUAACAGAUUUCAACCAAAUACAACUGCACGUCAAAGGCGACGUAGGCGACAUAGUGAAGGCACCAUUCAAUGCUAAUAAUGCAAAACGUUCAAGACUGUUUGAGCUAUGCUAAUAUCACAUCAUAGUCUUAUGUUACUUCAUCAAAUAUCAUCAUAUAUGAAACAUCGGUUUAACCAAGAUUUUAAAGAAUAGUUAUGACUCCUAAUUCUGAUCAGAUGAGCCGUCUUCAAAGCCAUUGUAAAAUGCUGUUAAAUGCAUUUUUCUGUAUAUUACUGCUAUGCUUGGCAACCAUUAACAGCCUAUGCUUUUACAUAGUGAAAAAGUGUUUAUUCUGAUUAUUGAUAAAAAAAAUGAACAUUGAUGCCUUUUAUAAUUUAGCUAUUGUUUUAUAAACUCGGAAAUCGACUUAAGACCGUGCCUUACACUGUAAAAAGUAAAAGCUGCUCUACUCCAACUUUAAGUGAACAAUUUAAGGUGAAAAAAUGACUUAAAUUAAUACCUAAAUUAUUUAAAAAAAUUAACUAAAAUUGUUCGCUAGUCAGAAAGUUUAAGUUAAAAGAGCUUCUAAUUUUUAGCUGUUACCAAUUGAAGUAGUUUUUUAAGUUGAUCCAACUUUUACUUUUUACAGUGUCUGAUGGAUAAGAGGAUUUUAGAGAAUUUUAUGCAUGGUAAAAUAGCUGUAAUGUAUGGUCUUGAGCGGCUUAUUAACACAUGCUAUGCUUCACGUCUGAAAAUAUCACAUUUUCGUAGUCAGCAAAGUUAUUACAAGGACUUUUAUUAAUAAAAAGAUAUAAAUUCAUCCGAAAAGCCAUAUAGUCCUUGCCUAACAUACAAAGUAGCUGCAUUGUUUUGCUGCAAUGCUUUAAAAGCAAUGAAAUAUUCUCCUGAAGUGCAAAUAUCUCAUUCAUGCCUGCCUGCUACCCAGGUGGUGCUGGCAGCCAGAUGGUCUUCAUAAAUAUGUUGUGAGGAAUCAUAUUUUGGUUGAGUUUAAUUUUUAACUGCCAAGCUCAUCAGCUGCAUUUUGAAUAUUACUGGCACGUUGGGGGGUUGCGGAAAGACACACGCACAGCUGCAUCUCUUGUGAAUGUAAACGUAUGUCUGGAGGUGAUGCCUGAAAUGAAACUGCAAUAAAAAAACCAGGGAGGUUUGCGAUCCAGCAGCGAACAUGCAAUGGAAAUAAAUUAAGCUUGGUGCAAUCGGAUUUCAUACAUGCCGUCAAAAGUUUAGAUUUUUUUUUACCAUUUGGUGAUUCGGUUUUAUUUGCAAUCAGAAGCCAAAUGGAUAAUUUCAGGUGCACCCCCCUUAAGCAACCAACCAGUUAUUUGAAGUUAAUUUUAUAAUAAGACUAAAAGCAGGAUUGGUUGAAGCUGAUUUGUAGUAGUUAGCAGAAGUGCUGGAUGGAUGUUGGAGCUAUGAUGCUUAUUUCAGUUUUGGCCCCAGAAUUUUUACUGUUUUGAGAAGAAUUUCAGAAUUGAGAUCACUUGGCUUUUUGAUGAUAGGAUUGUUUCACCUCUGAUCAUUUAGAUUUUACACCAUUUAAGUAUUUAGGAUUAGUUAUACAUUUUUUGCUGUUCCAAAUAAAACUGUUGAUAAAGUCCCCCAUAAAAGUGUUUGGACACCAAAGCCACAUCUAAAAUGUCAUUACGUCAAAUCAAAAUUUCAAGUAUCUGAGAACAAAUUAUGCUAAACCUCUUACCUAAGCCAUGUUUGCUUGUGAACAAUGCUACAAAACUGAGAUCAAGGUUAUUUUAAGAAGAGAUGCACCAAUAUAUCGGCAAAUAAAAGCUAUUUUUAACAUUAUUAGCUAUCGGUUGAUAGUUUUAAAAAGUCGAUAGUCAUGACUGAUUUAUCCUUUCAAUCAAAAGAGAACAGAAAAAUUUAAUGAAUUUUUGCUCCGUGUAUAGAAAAUGUAUAACCAUGUAAUCACUAGUUUAAUGUUCAAUAUUAAUGGCCAGUAUAUGAAUAAAUAACAUUUAGAAAAUUAAAUUUAGUUAAUAUAACCAACAAACUAUUGCCAUUGGUAUCAGCUGAUAUCGCUUAGAAUGACCGUCUAUCAUCUCUAAUAUGAAUGUAUGUAUGUAUAUUUCUCUGAAGGUCUAAUGGGUCAUCUAGGAAAAUAACCACUGAACACAGUAUAUGGAGUAAUAUAGCUCAGCAUGCCAUCUAUUGACAUAUUUAACUAAUCUGUGACAAACGGAGAGACAAACUUUUUUGGUUGUUUAACCCAUUAUUUAAAAUAAAUUAUAAUUUUAUUUAUUGCAAAAAAAGGGUAACAUUUUAAAGUUUGCUUUGUGCUUUGGUGUCUGUUAGUGUGAUAGUUCAAACAGAAAUAAAGUAUUUUUUUAUAAUUUAAAAAUAAGUAAAUCACUCAUUACUGCUAUCCAAGAUCUCUUUUCACAUAAAAUGAUAUAGAGUAAAUGAUAACAAAAUGUUUCUUUUUUGUCAUUCCAAAAGUAGCCAAUCACUAUAUAUUUGUUGUUGGUUGGAGGGAAACAGAAUAAAAACCAUGUUUUUGAGUACUCUUGAGAACAGACUGACAAAACUUUAUGACGUGCUUAUUACAGUAUUUGAAAAAUGAGAAAGAAAGGGACUUGUGUGUGAGACUAGAGUCGAUAAACUCAGCAAAGAUUCAGUUUGAAAGCUUGUGAUUUACAUGCGAAAAAUAAAGAUCCAGUUUCAGCUUAAAGAAGCUUUGCAAAAGGAAUUGCUUAAGCGAAUGCUUUCUGCACUUCUCCAGUCUCCUCCUGCAGAUGGGAAUAGACAGCAUUUGAGCUUGUUAAUAAGAUAGCAGGGAUCUUUAAGUUUAAAUCAAGUGAACGGGUAAUAAAGCCAUUAUUACGUUUGGAAUGUAUUCUGUAUUAUCAUAGAAAAGCAACAUGUUUGUAGAGACAUCUAAAUAUAUUGAUAUGAAUGAUUUACCUUUUAUUUUGGGGGGGCUUUUUUAUUUCACUUAUUUAUACCUGUUAUGAGCAUGGCAGAUUUCUUGCUUGCGUGCUCUAUCACAGACCUGUAAAUAAUCUUCUCGAUGCGGAUUGCAGGUUAAAGCAGUCCGUGAGAUUCUUAGUUAUAGAUUUCACAACUUUUAUGUAUCUUGGCAAAUGAUAUAAACAAAAAAAUCUAGAUUUAAGAUAUUAUCAAGGGUAAUAAUAUAAUGUGAAUUGGUGAUUGUGCACAAUUUCUGUGAGCAAGCAGUGCUUGAACAUGACAGCAGUAGAUGUUUGCUAGCCGUGGUAUCAAAUUAUGAAAUUAUAGUGGUUUGUCUGUCACUUUAUUGCCAUAAAUGAUGCUUUCAAAAUAAAGUGCUGAAUCUCUAUGAAGUGUAAACCCUUUUUAAAAAAUAAAUAUAAAACAAACUAUU
Paramisgurnus dabryanus is the source of this 7899-nucleotide messenger RNA. RefSeq names its product spermatid perinuclear RNA binding protein (gene strbp). Gene Ontology annotation, cellular component: precatalytic spliceosome. The record is from RefSeq and is a predicted model, not a curated record. Lineage: Eukaryota; Metazoa; Chordata; Actinopteri; Cypriniformes; Cobitidae. Gene Ontology annotation, molecular function: double-stranded RNA binding; single-stranded RNA binding.